CAGUUUGUGGAGACGAUAGUCGUUGUCAGUACCAAAACAGAUGUUAGCCUAUACUGACUGAGUCUCGGAUCACCCACUAUAACAGUCAACUAUUUGUCAUAACAAAUAAUUUUCACACGACUUGAGCUGUCAAUUUUUUAGUGUUUGCAAUGUUGGUGCCACCUGAUAUGAUGGCUGCUCAAUCAAAAAUGUUAUAUCAAUUGAAUAAAUAUUAUGGUGAACGGGUACAAAAUCGUAUGGGCACUAUUGCUAAAACAAUACGUGAAGUGUGCAAAGUUGUGCAAGAUGUACUAAAAGAAGUUGAAGUGCAAGAGCCGAGAUUUAUAUCAUCAUUAACUGAGUGCAAUGGACGUUAUGAAGGUCUUGAUGUAAUAUCACCGGGUGAAUUCGAAGUGGUUUUAUAUUUAAAUCAAAUGGGAGUUUUCAAUUUUGUGGAUGAUGGUACAUUACCAGGUUGUGCAGUGCUUAAAUUGAGCGAUGGUCGUAAACGAUCAAUGUCUUUAUGGGUGGAAUUUAUUACCGCAUCUGGAUAUUUAUCAGCGCGAAAAAUCCGAUCUCGAUUCCAAACAUUAGUGGCUCAGGCUUGUGAUAAAUGUGCUUAUCGCGAUUCAGUGAAAAUGAUUGCUGACACCACCGAAGUUAAAUUACGUAUUCGAGAACGAUAUAUCGUACAAAUUACACCAGCAUUUAAAUGUUCUGGUGUCUGGCCACGAUCAGCGGCACAUUGGCCAAUACCACAUAUACCAUGGCCACAUCCUAAUUUAGUAGCUGAAGUGAAAACUGAAGGAUUUGAUUUAUUAUCUAAAGAGAGUAUUGCAAUGCAAGGUAAACAAUCUGCUAUGGAAGGCGAUGCGUGGGUACUUUCUUUUAAUGAGGCUGAAAAUCGAUUGUUGCAAGGUGGUUGCCGACGGCGAUGUUUAAGUAUAUUAAAAACAUUACGUGAUCGUCAUUUAGAUUUACCUGGGAAUCCUGUUACUAGUUACCAUAUGAAGACUUUACUAUUAUACGAAUGUGAAAAGCAUCCGCGGGAAAUUGAGUGGGAUGAAGCAUGCUUGGGUGAUCGCAUUAAUGGGAUAUUCCUGCAGUUAAUAUCUUGUUUACAAUGUAGGCGAUGUCCACAUUACUUUUUGCCAAAUUUAGAUUUAUUCAAAGGCAAAUCACCCAGUGGAUUAGAGAAUGCUGCAAAACAAGUUUGGCGAUUAACUAGAGAAUUACUAACUAAUACAAGAUCAUUAGAGAAAUUAUAAAGCGACGGAUAUGGUUUUGUUUCCUCUACUUAUCCCCAGUGAUAUUUUAAAAAGUGUACGAUAAUUGUUAUUUAUUUUUUAUUUUUAAAGUUAAUACACACAUUCCAAAAGUAUUGAAAGCUUAUUGUAAAUAAUUUUAGUGCAAUCGAUAAAGCCAUUGGGUUUCAAUAUGUAUUUAAUUUUGUAGACAAGUUUUUAUUGUCAAAUGUUUUCGAA
This is a messenger RNA of Chrysoperla carnea, 1463 nucleotides long. RefSeq names its product protein mab-21-like. The record is from RefSeq and is a predicted model, not a curated record. The transcript has a single exon. The coding region runs from base 150 to 1247 and encodes 365 amino acids. NCBI's taxonomy places the organism in Eukaryota, Metazoa, Arthropoda, Insecta, Neuroptera, Chrysopidae.